CCCAAUGCAUGAAUGCAAUGACCAUGAUCGAUGCUUGAUCUUUCACAAACAAGAACGUUUUUUGUUCGUCAAACUGCCUUGACCUUGCACAAGUUGCAGCAGUUAUAGUCGAAGCUCAACCUUGCAUUCAGUUAGUUCUGUCCCAAGUUUUCUGAGAGCUGUUUGCUAGUCAUUCAGAUAGUUCCUACGAAGCUACCCAUCCCUUAUUCCAGAGAAUAUUUUUCAGUUGUACACACUCCUAUCAGUGCAAUGGCAGGAAUCUUCACGCCUACUAAUCAAAUCAAACUAACCAAUAUCGCCCUGGUGCGGAUGAAAAAAGGAGGUAAACGCUUUGAAAUCGCUUGUUACAAGAACAAAGUGAUGUCGUGGAGGCAGAAAGUGGAGAAAGAUAUUGAUGAGGUGCUGCAGACACAUACAGUCUUCACUAACGUGUCCAAAGGACAAGUAGCCAAGAAAGAAGACCUUGUGAAGAGCUUUACCACUGAUAACCACACCGAGAUAUGUUUGAAGAUCUUGGAGAAGGGCGAACUACAGGUAUCCGACAAGGAGCGCCAGGUUCAACUCGAGUCAAUGUUCAAGGACAUUGCAACGACUGUCGCUGACAAAUGCAUCAAUCCCGAGACGAAGAAACCCUACACAGUCUCACUGAUCAUCAAGGCCAUGAAGGACAUUCAUUACUCUGUGAAAACGACCAAGAACACCAAGCAACAGGCCCUAGAGGUCAUCCGUCUGCUCAAAGACAGUAUCCCGCUGGAACGGUGUCAGAUGAGAGUACGCAUCCAAGUGCCAGCGCGCGAGGCGAAGCGAGUGCGAGACAAGCUGUCGCCGCUUCUCACGCGCAUUGAGGCGGAGAGCUGGAGUGGUGAUUUAGAGCUGAUUGGUUUCAUCGAUCCUGGCAGCUACAGACAGGCUGAAGCUAUUGUUCAAGCCGACACAAGAGGCCGCGGUGUGUUAGAAGUUCUCAAUCUGAAGGAUGUGGACGAAAGCGACGACUUUUAUGCACCACCCGGUAAGCAGACAGCAGGCAAGGCUCCUGCUGCUUCGGCGGCGAAGAAGGAGAGCUCGGGAGGAGCUUCAGCUGCAGUUGCCACUGCUGCUGCAACAGCCGACAGUACAGAUGGCUUAGAAACAAUGCUGAAAUCAGCUCAACUGAAUGAAGACUGACAGUUGACCUCUGAGGCUCUGGCAUAUCAUAUGACACUUUCAUAAAAGAGACAACAAAACUGUUUUUAAAGCUCUCUGGAAGUAUUGCUGGCGAUAAUUCUUGGUGAGCUCAUUCUAGUUGUGCACAAAAGACUGUCAUAGCAAUUUACCUACCUACUCAACCAUACAUUCAUAUUUAUUCGGGAGCUGGACUCAGCAUGACCUAUGCUAGCUUUACAUGUCCUGAUACUGAGGUCUGAGAUCAGCAGUAGUAGUUAGCAAGAACAUACAUUUCACGUGUAGGCUAGCUGCGUUUUUUACACUAUCCUCUCUGCGUCAGCUAGGCCACCAGGGUGAUCUUGUGCAGUCAGCCUGCUGAUAUACUAGUAGUCUCAUCUUUCUUAGCUCCUAUUCAGUGUUGAGUUUCAAUCCCAUCCUUAUCAAGCACCUCCGCUGUCUGCUCCUUUUGAUGCACCAAUGUAGUGCUGAUCUCCGGUGCUCUUUUGCGAAGGCUGGAGUACAUUCAAUGAUUGUAAUCGUGUCACAGCCAGUGCACUUUAGAUCUACGUCAAGAGAACAUACAGCAGUGUGUAGUCUCUUGUCUCCUUGAAGUACAUCCACUGGUAAAUUAAAAAAAAAUCUAUAACUUGACAA
This is a messenger RNA of Sycon ciliatum, 1797 nucleotides long. Its product is annotated as ribosome maturation protein SBDS-like. Bases 250 to 1164 code for a protein of 304 amino acids. Gene Ontology annotation, biological process: cytosolic ribosome assembly; ribosome biogenesis. The record is from RefSeq and is a predicted model, not a curated record. The transcript is spliced from 5 exons. Lineage: Eukaryota; Metazoa; Porifera; Calcarea; Leucosolenida; Sycettidae.